GGGCCAAGGGAUGCCCUGGGCACCGGCCGGGCUCCGUCCUGUUGCCCACCAGCCUCCCCCCAGGCCGGCCACAAAGUUGCCCAUCGCGGCCCCUGAGGCGGCUCCAGGGGCUGUCUUUAUAAGGAUAAGCCAACUGAAGUCGAGAGUGCAACUCCAAUCUUGCCAUUGUGGACCAAUUCAGGUCUGGGAAACAUGAGUAGAAGAAACCUGCCAUUCAUUAUACCUCGUAAAACCAACCUCACUGAUAAUAUUGCAGUUCAUGUGAAAAAUGGUCUGAGCAAUUCCAAAUAUAGACCAGUGGACUACCAGCAAUUAUAUGCAGUUACUGAAGCCAAAAAACUAGCAUCUGCUGCUAUUCAGUUAAAGAUUGAAAAAACAGAAAAGAUUUCCAAAAUGACAAAAGAGCAAAUGCUGAUUAAACAACAUAAGCAGGUGUGGUGGCAUGAGCACAGAAAACUGAAGGAAAUCAGACAUAAACUGGAAUCUGAAAUCCAAACUUUUCUUGAUGAGGGGAGCCCUGAAUGUGAGUGCCUUUUGGACCUGAAGAAUUUUGAAUUGAACUUAUCUGAAGAAUUGGACACAUAUAUAAAAAAUACAAUCAAUCCAAUCUGGUCAUUGAGGGAGGAUUUGAAAUACAGGCUAUCUGAACUACAGUCCUGCCCAGAAAAUGACUUUAAUCCCAUCAAGGUGGUUGAACAGAUAGAAUUUAUGAAGAAGCAACAAAAGGCUAUUCUUGAAAGACUUACCCUUGAAAGACAGACAUUAGAAGAAGAACUUGCAGACUAUGGAAUGAAAGUAUUUGCUCAUUCUUCAGAGGGAAAAAACAUCCUCUUUCAUGAAUUCCCUAAAGAGUUAGAGGGCUUGGAGUGCCCAUACCCAGAUUUGAAAUCUUCUAUCCUUAAGGAGUUCUGCAAAUUUACUGAAGAAUAUUGGUCCAAACUGCAAGAGAUAGAUCGACAUCUAAAAGUCAUAGACAGGAACUUCGACUGGAGUGAAGAAGACCACUGGAUUUUCCAGACAGUUAUAGAUCAGUACCCAAAAGACCUCCAGGGGAGAAGGACUUUGUAUUUGGAUAUGUUACAGAGGCAUUUCCCUCACAAAUCUAGACAUGACCUGGUUACUCAUGAAAAGUACUGGGGCCAAUAUCUUUUUACCAGAGAUCAGCAAAGGGUUUUGAUGUUAAAUUGGGCUAAGGAUAGAAGAGCCUUUAUACAGAAGGCAGUAGUGACCAUUGCUGAAGCCUGCACUGCUUAUGAAAUGGAGAAUACUUUGGCUGAGGACCGAAGAAAGAAGCAGGAAAUGUGUGCUGAUCUCAAAGCCAAGGUUCUUCAGUGGCGAGCUCACCAAGAAGAAGCUGCCAGACUGGAAUUUGCACUUGUGAUCAGAAGAAAGGAGAAGGAAGACAAGGAAGAGAAGUUACGCAAAGAAAAGGAAAUGCUUCACAGAACCGAGAAAAAACAAAAGAUAAGGAAGUACUGGGCUAAAAAAGAAGAGAAGUGGCGAGAGAUGGAAAAGAAAGCACUGCAGCGUUUGGAGCAACUAAGGAAACUGAUGGCUGAGCAGGCAGUUAGAGACCAUGAAAGGGUUAAAUUCAGGCAAGAGCUACUAGAAAAACGUUUGAUGGAGAAAAGAGAAGCUGCCCUUCAGGAAGCACAUGAAGAAGAAGAGAGAGAGGAGCGGCUCAAAGCCCUUAGACAACAGGUUGCCAUUGUAGCAGAGUUUGAUCCUGUUAGAAUGAUGGCUGACACAAUAGCAUCCAAAGCCAGGAUGGGUAUUGGAAUUAAAGAAGAAUUUAUUCUUCAAAGGCCACUUUUUACGCUCAACACAUUCAAUGAAAAACAGAUAAUUUCGGACCCCAGAAUUCGUAUUGAGCUAGCACUUCGAGAAGCUGGGCUUCAUAAAACAGUUUAUGCAAGAGAAAUCUUGCCAAAAAUUAAUCCUCCAAGACUGCCAAGAAGGGACUUGGAGUCUACAGUUUUUAAAUUGUAGCCUUCAUGUCAGAUGCCUUGAUAAUAAAUAUGACCCUGUUUGGAUCCUGAGUACAGUAUAAUAGAAUAACCAUUUUCACUAAGUUCUUGUUCUGCUUCAUGUGUUAACAUUAUUUUGAAAGUCAUCACUUUAUUGUUAUCAACAAUCAAUUUAAUAAAGGCAAAUUUAUAU
This is a messenger RNA of Tachyglossus aculeatus (Australian echidna), 2160 nucleotides long. RefSeq names its product coiled-coil domain containing 148 (gene CCDC148). NCBI's taxonomy places the organism in Eukaryota, Metazoa, Chordata, Mammalia, Monotremata, Tachyglossidae. The record is from RefSeq and is a predicted model, not a curated record. The transcript is spliced from 16 exons. The coding region runs from base 193 to 1989 and encodes 598 amino acids.